AUGUUAACAGACAAUUGGAUUGUUUUAGCUUAUAUUAUGAUAAUCUCAUCGAUAAUUUUAUGUGGUAUUCUUCCAAUGAUACUUCGUCUAUUUAAUGAUCGUCAACAUUUUUAUCAUUAUAAUCUUGAACGUCAAAAUAUUGAAUAUUCAAGUUCAAAUAAAUUUCUAACUUUACAAUCAAAUGAUAAUAAUGUAGAUUAUAAAAUUUAUCAAAAUUUUCAACGAAUUAAUUCUUUUGAACAACCAAUUUUUUAUACACAAAUACCAUUUAUUGAUGAUGAUACAUUUGUUUAA
Molecule: messenger RNA, 294 nt
Organism: Rotaria sordida
Lineage: Eukaryota; Metazoa; Rotifera; Eurotatoria; Philodinida; Philodinidae
Source: the annotation of a GenBank genome assembly